CAAUUUACACCGAAUUUAAUAAAAAAAUAAAGUAACUAUAAAACUAAAAUAAAACAAUGGAUUUAUCAGCAAUGCUUUACGUAUGCUUAAUAGCAUUAAGUACUUACACAACAACAGAAAGUAAGCAGAAACCAGGACGGGGAAGGGGCUCAAUGUGGUGGGGUAUAGCUAAGGUGGGGGAACCUAAUAAUAUAUCACCACUUAGCUCAGGUAUUAUGUACAUGGAUCCUGCCAUACACUCCACAUUACGACGGAAACAACGUCGAUUGGUUCGUGAUAACCCCGGCGUAUUGGGAGCUCUUGUAAAAGGUGCAAACCUUGCCAUAAGUGAAUGCCAGCAUCAGUUUCGUAAUCGGCGUUGGAACUGCUCAACCAGAAACUUUAUGCGAGGCAAGAAUUUGUUUGGGAAAAUUGUCGAUCGAGGUUGUCGUGAGACGGGCUUUAUUUAUGCCAUCACCAGUGCCGCUGUCACACAUUCGAUUGCGCGCGCUUGCAGUGAAGGCUCCAUUGAAUCGUGCACCUGUGAUUAUAGCCAUCAGUCGCGAUCGCCCCAAGCGAGCCACCAAGCUGGCAGCGUAGCGGGUGUUCGCGACUGGGAAUGGGGAGGGUGCUCGGAUAAUAUUGGAUUUGGCUUUAAAUUCUCACGUGAUUUCGUAGACACUGGAGAACGUGGACGCAAUUUAAGAGAAAAAAUGAAUUUGCAUAAUAAUGAAGCUGGUCGAGCUCACGUACAAACGGAGAUGCGACAAGAAUGCAAAUGUCAUGGUAUGUCUGGCUCGUGUACGGUGAAGACAUGUUGGAUGCGUCUUGCAAAUUUUCGAGUAAUUGGCGAUAAUCUUAAAGAUCGUUUUGAUGGAGCUUCGCGCGUUAUGAUCAGUAAUAGUUUACGACAAAAUGGAAAUUCUAUAGCAGGCAGUUCGCCGAAUUCAAACUCCAUUGGAGUAUCUGGUAUUGCUGUAAGUCCCAAUGCAGCAAGCCUGAAUGCUUUUACCGCAGAUCGUAUGUUAAGCGACCACAUACCUGAGCAUAUAUUAAAAACACAUCCAAAUAUCCCUCCCCUAAGCACACUAAGCAGCCCAAACAGUUUGUCCCGAAAUUCGGUGCGAAAUCGUGGGCGUCAAGGGAAAAAGAAUAAUAGAUACAACUUUCAGUUGAAACCGCACAAUCCUGAACACAAGCCGCCUGGUCCCAAAGAUAUUGUUUACCUGGAACAAUCACCGAGUUUUUGCGAGAAAAAUUUGCGCCUGGGCAUCCAAGGCACACAUGGACGUCAAUGCAAUGAUACAUCAAUCGGUGUUGAUGGCUGUGAUUUGAUGUGCUGCGGCCGCGGCUAUCGCACGCAAGAGGUUAUGGUCGUUGAACGUUGCGCAUGCACAUUUCAUUGGUGCUGUGAAGUCAAGUGUAAAUUGUGUCGAACGCAAAAGACGAUACACACAUGUCUAUAAGUAGUAAUAUGUAUUUUUCAAAUCGACCCCUAUACCUUCACCAGACUGUCUUUGCCUACAAGUUUUAAAAAGAAAAUACAAAUUUAUUAAGAAAUAAAUGAAGCGCUUACCGAGUCUGCCACAAAUCAUCACUAACAAAUACAUGAAAAUAUGACAGCGUGUGCAGUAAACUUUUGUACGUCAAAGCUGUCCAGCGUAUCUAAAAGCAGAGACUUGAGCAGAGCAGAAACAAGGGUGGGGAUAAAAGAUGUGGUGGCGCCUUCUCUUCUUGUUAUUCCCUGUUUAUUUAUUUAUUUAUUUAUUUUAUACACUUUCAAUUCCGCUCAACAGUUAUCCGCCAUAUGAAAUGGCACUGCAUCAUGUUAGCUGUCAAGUGAUGCGAGUGCACAUAAGUAAUCAUAUCAGUAUUUUAGUGGCAAAGUAGAUAUCUGUAGACAUAUUUAUUUAUAUACAUAUAUGUAUAUGUAUAUACCAAAACGCCAAUAUAAUAAUCUUAAAUUUUUUUACAUAUAAUAAAUAAUAUGAACAUAAUGAACACUGUAGUAAAUGUUUGUAAGUGAGUUUACAAAUUCCGGCCGGCACAGCUUAGAUUUUAUUGUAAUUUUAAAACAUUUUACAAUUAAGUUCGUGCUCAUCGUAAUUAUUAAACAAAACCCACCCACUUAAGCGAAUGUAAACGCUUUUAAUUAACAGUAUUAAAUCAAUUGAAAUCUUACGUAGUUUGUAGUACUCUUAUAAGAAAUAUGCACAAAGUUUCCCAGUUUAUUAUUUCAUAAGUUUCAUUAUAUUUACGUCAAUGUAAUAAAUAUUGUUUUUUGCUGCUCAAUGCACAAAAAUAGGCCUAAACAAAGACUGAACUGUUGUAAAGUACAUAAUUAGGAUUUUUUUGUUUAAAAUGUAGUAUUUUACACUGUCUGGAUGUACAUUAACCUUCAAGCAUUGUUUGCGCCAAUUUGACACAAUGUUCAAAUUGGAGUGCAUAUAAAUAUUUACUGUUUGUAUUCAAAUUAACUUAGGAUUUUGGCUCAAUGUGGAAAUCAUAUACCAGCAUUGCAUAUUAACGUUCGUUUUAGCCGGUAGAUGUCACUGUAAGACUGUACACAGAAAAAAAUAAUAAUUGGCAAAAUAACGACUGAUUCAUGGCGUCUGAGGGUUAAAGGGCUUCACCAAAAUAGGUUGAAGUUUUUCUACCGGAGUUAUACCUACAAUUCAUUAUAUUUUAAGACCAAAAUAUUCUUGCCAACACAUUUCGGAUAUAUGUUAAGAUUUACAUGAGCUGCAUCAAUUUGAAAAUACCUCCUUUUGGCGGAAGUUUUAAAAUAUUAUUAUUAUUAUAAUUAAAUUUGUAUAAUAACA
Anastrepha obliqua is the source of this 2801-nucleotide messenger RNA. RefSeq names its product protein wingless (gene wg). Gene Ontology annotation, molecular function: cytokine activity; frizzled binding. The record is from RefSeq and is a predicted model, not a curated record. Gene Ontology annotation, biological process: neuron differentiation; multicellular organism development; cell fate commitment. Gene Ontology annotation, cellular component: extracellular region. Lineage: Eukaryota; Metazoa; Arthropoda; Insecta; Diptera; Tephritidae. The transcript is spliced from 5 exons. Bases 57 to 1445 code for a protein of 462 amino acids.